AUGUGUAACAUGAAAUCGCCCAUCGACGAUCAUGUCACAUUUGAUAAUCUGGGGAUCAGAGAUCUACUAGUGUGGAUAUCACAAUCUCUAAAGGACUCUGUAUCUCCAUGUUAUCCCGUCUUAUUAGUUCAAACUGCAAUCUACUUCUCGCUCUACCUUGCCGACUUUGAUGUCAAUGUUCAAAAAGGGGUAGCUUCACGAUCGUCACUGGAUCUGUGA
Messenger RNA from Sclerotinia sclerotiorum 1980 UF-70, 219 nucleotides. RefSeq lists its product with no specific name. The record is from RefSeq and is a predicted model, not a curated record. Bases 1 to 219 code for a protein of 72 amino acids. The transcript is spliced from 2 exons. Lineage: Eukaryota; Fungi; Ascomycota; Leotiomycetes; Helotiales; Sclerotiniaceae.